Cylicostephanus goldi is the source of this 675-nucleotide messenger RNA. NCBI's taxonomy places the organism in Eukaryota, Metazoa, Nematoda, Chromadorea, Rhabditida, Strongylidae. The record is from the annotation of a GenBank genome assembly.
AUGCCAUGCCAAGGCGAACAAAGACAAACUUUAGCCAAACAAAUUUUACAAUCUUGGCAACCGCUGCAUUGGGGCAUCAUUCUCAUAAAGACCGUCUAUGGGCUAUCCAAACAUCUAUCCUGGCCUGAAUUGUACACUUCUGUUGAGACCGAAGUGAAGAUUUUCCAGACUCUCGCCAUCCUUGAGGUUGUCCACGCAGCAGUUGGUCUCGUACGUUCUCCUGUGGGAACUACUGCUAUGCAAGUCUGGAGCCGUUUGCUACUGGUUUGGCCUAUCCUACAUACAUGUGCUACGGCACGUCAAAGUGUUGGUGUCCCCAUGCUUCUCGUCGCCUGGUCUGUUACAGAGGUCAUAAGGUACUCAUUCUACGCACUUGGACUCUUCAAUGCUGUGCCUUACUUCCUUACAUGGAUGAGAUAUACUCUCUUCAUUGUGCUCUACCCUCUUGGCGUGACAGGCGAACUUCUGACUCUCAUCGGUUCUCUUCCAGAGGUUGCUACGAAGAAGCACUACACCAUUGAAAUGCCGAAUCCUGCUAAUAUGGGUUUUUCAUUCUAUGCUGUUUUGAUCAUAUCAGCACUCCUCUAUAUUCCGGGUUUCCCUCAACUUUAUCUGUACAUGUUCGCUCAGCGAAAGAAGGUGCUUUACGUGGAAGCUGCAAAGAAAAAAGCGUAG